Molecule: messenger RNA, 393 nt
Organism: Alternaria incomplexa
Lineage: Eukaryota; Fungi; Ascomycota; Dothideomycetes; Pleosporales; Pleosporaceae
Exons: 1
Coding region: 1-393 (130 amino acids)
Source: RefSeq, a predicted model, not a curated record
AUGGUUGCCCUUGAGGCGAUACGGGACGAUUUAGGUUACCUCCGGGCAGUACAGGGCGACGUCGCAGUGUUGAGGAUGGCAUUGACUGCGCCUGGGCAGCCACUUGCCGAGACACUGCGGACACUUCAAGAGUUGAGGACUGACCUUCUGGCGCUGGCCGAAGAUGCUCACGAGAUUCGCGAAGUUGUCACGGGAUUGAAGACGGAUAGACAGGAGCCAGCCCUUCCUGUCCUUCUCGAGAUCUUGGCUGAACUCCGGAAAUCGAAAGGCGACCCGCAGAUCCAGAGGGGGCUUCAGGCCUUCUCCUUCCAAGUUUUCUUGGAUGCUCAAACCAAAGCCCUGGCCAGAGAACGGAUACAGGCAACUCCCAAUCCAUUCCUUGACUUGGAUUGA